Messenger RNA from Prorocentrum cordatum, 245 nucleotides. The record is from the annotation of a GenBank genome assembly. Lineage: Eukaryota; Dinophyceae; Prorocentrales; Prorocentraceae.
GAAGAUAUGUAUCUUCGGGAUCCUCAAGCUCAUGGGCUGCCGGGAGGUCCUCGAAAGCAAGGAGCUGCUGGCGGCCUGCUGCGAGGGCCUGGCGCGCCUUCUGCGCGCCAAGAACGCCGGGCUGGUCUGCUGGCUGUCCGCCGUGCUGCCCCUGAAGCAGGAGGAGCCGCAGGGCGGCGAGGAGUUCGAGGUGCCCUUCAGCAGGCUCCGCUUCGCGGACGGCCCCGGCUCGCCCUCGGGCACAG